Molecule: messenger RNA, 2688 nt
Organism: Metopolophium dirhodum (rose-grain aphid)
Lineage: Eukaryota; Metazoa; Arthropoda; Insecta; Hemiptera; Aphididae
Product: dynamin-1-like protein
Exons: 5
Coding region: 443-2521 (692 amino acids)
Cellular component (GO): membrane; microtubule; cytoplasm
Molecular function (GO): microtubule binding; GTP binding; GTPase activity
Source: RefSeq, a predicted model, not a curated record
AAACAAGUCUGUAAUUCUAAAAUCAGUAAAAUCUGUAUGUUGUAUAAGAAAAAUAAAAUUGUCGGUAGGAAUAACUGAAUAAGAGGUUAUGUUCAAUAUGUUCAUUAUUUUUCUCCGAGUGUAACGUUGACAUAAUAUAUUUUUUUUUAUAAUAUACUUUGAUUAAAUUCAGUCGUUUUAACUGCGAAACCGACAUUGCUAUAUUACUUCUAGGUAAUUUUUCAGAAGAAAUCUAUGUGGACGUGGUUACGGAACAUGUGAAUAGUAAAGAUUUUAUGAUCGAAUAAUAAAUCCUUUCAGAUUUUGAUCUUGAAUUCCGGUACUUAUAUCCAAACAAAUAGUAUACUUCAAUAUUAAGUGAAAAAAAAUAUACGCAUUUUUAUUUGAAGUGUAAUUGAAAAAUACAAAUUUUUUAAAACCAGGUUGGCGUAGUGAAUUAACUAUGGAGUCACUUAUACGAAUUGUAAAUAAACUUCAGGAUGUUUUUUCUGUGUUCGGUGAACAGCAACUUACUGAUUUACCACAGAUUGUAAAUUUACCUCAAAUUGUGGUAGUAGGAACUCAAAGCUCUGGGAAAAGUUCAGUUCUGGAAAGCCUAGUGGGAAAAUCAUUUUUACCUCGAGGAACUGGUGUAGUUACCAGAGCGCCAUUAGUUAUACAAAUGAUAAGAUAUACUGAGGAAACAAAAAAAUCCAUGUUGAAGUCAGUUUAUAACAUUGAAGACAGUGAAAACAUAACAGAAUGGGUAGAAUUUCUACAUAAGCCAAAUUUAUUUUAUUUUGAUUUUGAUAUGGUACGCAAUGAAAUUGAAUGUGAAACGAACAAUCUUGCAGGAAAUAAUAAGGGCAUCACUAACAAUCAAAUUGUAUUAAGAAUUCACACUAAUCGCUAUGAUCUGACUUUUGUAGAUUUGCCAGGUAUAACAAAAGUGGCGGUUGGAGACCAACCUGAAGAUAUAGAUGAACAAAUACAGAAAUUGAUAAUUUCAUAUGUAAAGCAAUCCAAUUCAAUUAUUUUAGCAGUGGUGACUGCAAAUACAGACCCGUCAACAAGUGAAAGUCUUCAAAUAGCAAAGAAAUUGGACCCAGAUGGUAUCAGAACUAUAGCAGUGGUUACAAAAUUGGACUUAAUCGAUGAAGGAACACUUCAAGACACAAAAGAUUUACUGUGCGGUCUCAGGAUUCCAGUUAAACUAGGUAUCAUCGGAGUUGUGAAUAGAAGUCAAAAAGACAUUGUUGAAAAUAAAUCAAUGGACGCGACACUAACAUCAGAAACAGAAUUUUUAAAAACUAACUAUCCAGAUAUAUGUACGAAACACGGCAACAAAGCGUUAGCUCAUACAUUGCAGUUAGUAUUGAUAACACACAUUAAAAAAGUAUAUCCAAAGCUUAAAAUUGAACUUGAAGAAAUGAAAAAAAAAUUGGGAAAAAAACUUUUGCUACUACAUACACCAGAUAACAAAAUAUCGUUUUUAAUAGGACUUUUAAAAGAUAUUAGUAAAUCUUAUGAAGACACUAUGAAUGGAAAUCAAAACGAUGUUUCGGUUGACCAAAUUGUUGGUGGUGCGAGUAUUGCUAGAAUAAUCCAACAAAAAUAUUUAAAGACCAUAAAUGCCAUAGAACCGUUACAGGAUUUAUCAAACGAAAAUAUUGCAAAAGUAUUAUUAAAUACAUCAGGCACUAACCAAAGUACUUUUGUCAACGAAAAAGCUUUACAAAAAAUUUUAAGCCGCCAAUUAAAGAACUUGAUCGAGCCUUCAUUGGAUUGCGUUGAAUUGGUCCGCUGUGAGAUGUUAAACAUAUUGAAUUCCAUUGAUGUUAGAUUGUUGGAUACACUUAGACGAUAUCCGCUACUCAAUGAAGAUGUACGAAAAGUUUUUGAAAAGUUGCUGGAAGAAAAUGUGAAAAAUAUCAAAGAUUUUAUUGCAUCAUACAUAGAAUCUUAUCAGGAAUGUUUGAACACAGCAAAUCCAGAUUUUAUAUUGGAAAUAGUAAAAUCGAAUAAUACAAUUCAAGAAGAAAUUCUUGCUGCAGCAAAUAUAAGUAAUUGCGUUAAUGAAGAUACAUCAGAUAAUCUUUUAAACCAGCCUUGUUUCACAUUUGGACAGUCAAUUCCCCAGCCAAUUCCUGAUAAAAUGGCCCAACUCAAAAAAAUAGAAAUUAAUAGAAUACAAAUGUUGAAUCAAUUAUUAUCAGGUCUUAAUAACCAGGAAGUAUCCUUGGAAUCAUCUGAACAAGUAAAAUUACAUAGAGAUUUAAGUCAAUGUUAUUUUGAGUACAUCAGGAAAAUCGUGCGGGACUUUGUGCCUAAAAGAAUUAAACACAAAAUGAUAAAUUCGUUUUUAAAAGUCCUUGAUAAGCGUUUAAAUGAAGAAAUAUUCCAAACCUAUUUAAUUGAAAAGAAAAUUGAUGAGGUACUUUUAGAAGAUGAAACUUUUCAAAAGGACAGAAAUAAUGUUGAAACCAAGUUGGAUGCAGUAAGAAAAGCAUUAAAAAAUAUGGUUGAUAUUCAAUAUUUAUAAUUUACUCUUAAAAAAUUUAAGUUCAUUCAAUAUGAUACAGAAUGUAUAAUGAUUAAUAGACAUUUGUUUAAACAGUUUCUAAUUUAUAUUUUGUCUAUAUAACUCAUUUUUAUAAAAAUUAUUAAUUUUUUUGCUUAAUUAAAAUUUAAGACCGUUUUAUUUUAUAA